This is a messenger RNA of Pseudovirgaria hyperparasitica, 2550 nucleotides long. RefSeq lists its product as uncharacterized. The record is from RefSeq and is a predicted model, not a curated record. Gene Ontology annotation, biological process: nucleolar large rRNA transcription by RNA polymerase I; transcription initiation at RNA polymerase I promoter. Gene Ontology annotation, cellular component: RNA polymerase I upstream activating factor complex. The transcript has a single exon. Gene Ontology annotation, molecular function: rDNA binding; RNA polymerase I general transcription initiation factor activity. Bases 207 to 2420 code for a protein of 737 amino acids. NCBI's taxonomy places the organism in Eukaryota, Fungi, Ascomycota, Dothideomycetes, Acrospermales, Acrospermaceae.
CGCAUCGUAGGCACGGGCAAACGUCACCGAGAAGGCGCGCCAAGUGAUGCCAAGCACUCCCACUUUCACACGAUUUGACGCGCGGUCACGUUUCCCAGCCAAACUUUCAAUUCUUUUGUAGCCAAUUUUCUAGGACUCCACAGGCAACCACUUGGACAGCUCGAGUCCGAAGCUUCAAAUGUUUAUGGAUCUAGAUCGUAGACCACAUGGCGUCGCAAGACCCCAUUUCCAACGACGAAGGAGAAAGUGAUUCCGAAGAUUCAUAUUUCCGUACUACUCCAAUUCGACAGCGUGCACCUGUAAAGAAUGUCUUUGACGAAACGACAUCCGACUCUGAAGUAGAUGAGUCUGAAGUGGAGAUUGCUGAGCCAGAGGAGUUCAAGGCAGGGAAUUCUGAGCCAGAAAGAUCCAAAGUAGAGAAUUCUGAGUCCGAACGCAAGGACGCGAAAUCUGGAGCCCAGAAAUCACAUACCAAAUCUUCUUCGAGAGUGAUUUCAUCGUCUUCUGCGAGCCGCAAGCGUAAGACUAGAGAUACCACGCCCCAUCAUCGGAGGAGACAUCACAGGUUGGCUGGGCACUACAUCGAUGAGUAUCGCCUGCUUUACAACGAAGAAGUAAGGGGUGCUUGCAACAAGAACCCAGCUCAGGAUCCCCAAUACCAAUGUCUCAAUUCACAGAUUGGUUCGUCGAUAUGGACUGCCAGAGAGAAGAAUGUGAUGUUCUGCGCACUCGCCAGAUUUGGGAUAGACGCGUUACCUAAGAUUACUGCCGCAAUAGGAACAAAGUCUGAGAUACAGGUCCGCGAAUACAUCCUUCUGCUCCAGGAUGGACUAAAGGAGCACGUACUCAAUGAUCAGCAAUUGUAUUUGUCUGAAUUUGGCGACGUGGAUGCCGCGGUAGAACUCAGCGAAGAGUGUUGUAGGAGCUUGGACAUGGCAGGUGAAGCUUUAUCUUGGCGGCAAGACAAGUUCGAUGCUGAAGCGGAGAAGAAGAAGCAUGGAGCUUACUGGCUUCUCACCCCGGAGACGGCCGAGCAAAUCGAAGACGCGAGAGCAGCAGGCAUGGAGGAGCACGCUGCUGGAUCACAGACCGACGGUGAACAGCCAGAUGACCCAAGUUCUGAUCAAGGGCUUAGUAAUGAAGCCAUGUCCUCCCAUGCACUCGCAUCCGUCCCAGCUGCAGAUCUAUUGAACCUCCCGAACUGGAUCUCUCUCUCCGAGCGCGUCUUCAUGAACUCCAAAGCCGAACAUUGGGAAGACAUCUGUGACCCCGGAGAGUCCCCGUCCAUCUACUACACCACUUUCCAAGACUUCCACCAGCUAGCCAUCAGUAUCACACGACGUUUGGUCCAAGCAACUAUCUUCCAAGCAUCCUCCCGCAUCCGCUCUGAGAAUUAUCGCCCUUCAAGGAACCCGCAAGCUCGAGUUCGCGAAUGGGACGUGCAGGCUGCAAUAGACGUGCUGGGGAUGAAGCACAACUCGAAGGAUUACUGGGCGACCCUGCCCCGAAGACUAGAUCUCGACGUAUAUGAACGACCGCCAUCUAACACGAGAAAGAAUACAGCUGACUCUGGUCGGAGUGUGUUGACCCAGGCAUACGUGGAGUACCAACUUGGCCUGUCUCAUUUCACCGAAGCCUCGACUGCUUCUGGAACCCUGGCAACCGAAGCAGCAGAACCCAAUGAGCCAUCCGACACAGUCUCUUCGUCCUCCUCCAACGACGACGACGACGACAUGUCGGUUUCCGACACAGACCCUCACACCACCGCCUCUGAACUUCGCGCAGAAUACAUCGACGCCCAGCGCUCUCGCGCCGAAGAGCUGCGCCUCUGGGACAUGCUCCAGCUCUCCCCACCACCCUUUCUCGCAACGCCAUCCUCCAACCCAGCACCUCAGCAAUCCAACUCCCGGCCCACCAUCUCUGACCUCACAUCCUGGCGCGACACCACCACAUACACCCCUUUAUGGAGCACGCACGGCGGCAUGAAGCGCAUCAAAACCCACGCCCCUGCCCGCGCCCGCUCGCACGGCGACACCAACCCCAACCCCAACGACACCGAAAACCCGCAUCCUAACGUCUACAUACCGAAACGCUUCCGCACGCCUCCGCCCUCGCUCCCCGCAGCCAAAGUACCCCGCCCAGACCCCAAGGUUCCGAAGCCUGUACCCCACUCCGCUCGCACGACUGCUUCUCAAAAGGCUGCUGCCAAGGCGCGUGCCAUCGAGGGCACGCCGCUGGCUUGGGAUGAUUCUGAACCCGAGGAUGUGCCAGAAGGAGGAUUGUUGGUUGGGCCGUCUGAGCCGCGGAUAUUGCCGCAGAGGAGGGCGAGAGAGGAGGCGAGAGAGGGUAUGGGCGCGGUGGAAUAUCCUGCAUGGGAAGAUGAUGAAGGAAGUGAAGGGGAGUGGAGGGGUGAGACGUAGGGGAGCGAGGGGAGGCGAAGGGGAGAGAGAUGGGGAGCGAAGUAAGGAUCAUAUGGUGGGGGAAUUAGUUGUGCGUACUAGUACUAAGAUUACUAUUAAAAAAGAGAUGUUGCGGGUAUCAAAAACACUC